UUGUUGCCGAAACACAAUAUCUGUUUUAAACGGAAUGCAUUCAAUGCAGGACCCUUAAAACUGUGGUUCUCACAGCCUCCUCUUGCGUACAGUACAAUCCACUAAUCAAUAUUUUUGUGUGUGCUUCAAACCACUGAAUUUUAAAAAUGGGCGAUCGAAGAGAAUUCCCAAAUCCCUUUCCUCCCUUCCAUGGAGAGAACCUUCUUAGUCCCCAGGGAAAGAUUGCUGAAGAAUUUUCUGUAAAGCUGGAAGAUUGUAUUCAAAGUCUUUUGAGCAAAUUAGAUUAUGGACUGAAAAGUCAGGAUAAAAAUGACUUCACUGUCUAUACUGGAGUUACUGGAAUAGCUUUGUUACACUUUCACCUUUAUAAUGCGGGACCAUCUAGAGGAGAUUCCAAACAUCUAAGAGAUGCUGCUGAGAUACUUGAACGGCCACUUCGUCAUUUGAAAGAACAUCGUUUUACAUUUCUUUGUGGAGAUGCUGGACCGCUAGCAAUUGGAGCUGUUGUCUACAGUAAACUUGGUAAAGAAGGUCGCAGUGAAGAAUGUAUCCGCAAGUUGUGUGACAUGUUGCCACAAGUCAUACAAGAUGAAUCUCUCCCAGAUGAAAUACUUUAUGGUCGUGCAGGCUAUGUUUAUGCAUUACUGUUUGUGCGACAUUAUCUUGGAGAUGCUCUUGAUGGAAAGCUCAUUCUGCAGGUUUGCCAGAAAAUGUUAAAAUCUGGUCAACAAACAGCCCAUCGAGAACGCAGUAAAUGCCCAUUAAUGUAUGAAUGGCAUGAAAAGAAAUAUUUUGGAGCUGCUCAUGGCCUCUCUGGAAUAUUUUUCAUGUUAAUGCAGAUUGGUGACCCUUCAUUAAAUUCUCAACUGGAACAAUUUGUUCUGCCUAGCAUUGAUUACAUGCUUCAGUUACAGUUUCCUUCUGGCAACUGUCCAUCUUCUAUGGGCAGUAAUACUGACAAACUUGUCCAUUGGUGUCAUGGUGCUCCUGGUUGGAUACAUAUGUUUGCUAUGGCUUAUAAGAAAUUUGGCAAAGAGAAAUAUCUGCAAGCAGCUACAAAAUGUGCCGAAGUAAUUUGGCAAAAAGGUUUACUUUGGAAAGGCUAUGGCAUUUGUCACGGUACUGCAGGCAAUGCAUAUGCCUUUUUAACUAUGUACAAACUCACAGGAAACCAGACUUAUCUUUAUCAAGCCUGCAAGUUUGCAGAAUGGUGUUUUGAUUAUGGCAGACAUGGAUGUCGUAUUGCUGACCGUCCGUUCUCCUUAUUUGAAGGGAUGGCCGGAACUAUAUACUUUUUAGUUGAUAUGAUGGACCCUUCGAAAGCAAAAUUCCCAGCUUUUGAACUAUAAAGUGUAUUUGCUCUCAGCAAUCUUGCCAAUGUUUUUUUUUUAAUAUACAUAUUUAAAUUAAUAUUUUGGUGGGAUUAAUUUUAAGAAUAUUUGUGUUAACUUCCUAGUUAGUUAAAGCUAUAUUUCUUGAAGAGUUCACCACCUUAAUUGCUAUGGUACUGUACUCCUGCUUCCCAGGGUGUUAGCUUGUAUCUAACUGCAGAAGUUGUGUUGUUUUUGUGCAAGGUACUCACCAGUACUUGCUUAAGGUUCCUUAACUAAGUACUUAACAAGAAUUGAUACAUCUUUUGAAAGUGUUCAACAGAAAUAUUUCCUAAAUGAUAUUGUUUUUAUUUCACAUGUAUUGCUUGUGUUUGAAAAAGAGCUGAACAUUUCUUAUAUUUCUUAUCCUUAAAAUUUCUAGCUUUGUGUCUAAAUGAAAGAGCCUGGAGAGGUUUAUCAGGAACCACACCUUUUAUCCUAUCACUCUAUAUUAUAUAGCAGUGUCCUUCAGAAGCCAUGUAAGUGUGCUACAUGGUGGACUU
Octopus sinensis (East Asian common octopus) is the source of this 1873-nucleotide messenger RNA. Its product is annotated as lanC-like protein 2. Gene Ontology annotation, cellular component: plasma membrane. The transcript is spliced from 9 exons. The record is from RefSeq and is a predicted model, not a curated record. Lineage: Eukaryota; Metazoa; Mollusca; Cephalopoda; Octopoda; Octopodidae. Gene Ontology annotation, biological process: carbohydrate metabolic process; peptide modification. Bases 147 to 1349 code for a protein of 400 amino acids.